Messenger RNA from Ceraceosorus bombacis, 1887 nucleotides. The record is from the annotation of a GenBank genome assembly. Lineage: Eukaryota; Fungi; Basidiomycota; Exobasidiomycetes; Ceraceosorales; Ceraceosoraceae.
AUGUCCGCGACUACAGCCACGGCCGGCUCCAAGCCAAAGCGUGCGUAGGCAGGAUCGCUUUGGCUGGAGAUGCGUGUAUUGCGAUGAAGGGUGCAAUGUUAAAGGAGGUCUUUGUGCGGGUGCUUGGUCUCAGGGCAGCCAAUGAUCAGCGAUGCUGCCUCUCCAUCAGGCUUGUAUGCGCAGCAUGCUGAAAGAGAGCGCACUCCACGAGCACACAGAGAGGGACUGGACGCAGGCGAUGUGACCAUAGGCCAUCCAGACAGCGCGUUGCCUUUUUUGGCUGCUUGCACGAGCCCCCUCGUCUGUAUUCUGCGUCUGCUUUGCAAUCUUGCUGACCGCCUCUGUGCCUCUUGCCGUCACGCCGUAACCGCAGCGCUCCCAUUCUAUGCCCAAUUCUCUGCGGGUGCCAUCGCAGGAGUGACGGAGCUGCUGUGUCUCUAUCCUCUCGGUGCGUGUCGUCUCCCCCUCACUCAGCGCGAUCCUCCCUUUGUGCAUGGAGGCCUAAGGCAAUGUCCUCCUCGCAUCUCCCCCCAUUCAUGCAGAUGUCGUCAAGACGCGCAUUCAGCUUCAGAACUCCAGCACGCCAGCUGCGGACAGGUACAAUGGCAUGAUGGAUGCUUUCAAAAAGAUCAUUGCAAGCGAAGGGUGAGUGGGCAAAAGUGCAGGCAAGAUGAACCGUGCGAGUAGAAGGCAGCUCGUCGUCGAAAUGCAGUAGAGGUGUAUGCAUGGGCAACGCAUGGCAUACGCUGCCUGUCGGCCUGUCGCUCCAAGGAGCGGUGCAAUGUUACAGACAUUCUAAUAAUGCCGCUAAUCAGAUGCUGAAUGUGGACCCAAUCUUUCAUCUUGAAACAGUGCGGGACGCCUGUACCGUGGCCUCGUGCCUCCUCUCAUGCUCGAAGCUCCCAAGCGAGCAGUCAAGUUCGCGUAAGUCCGCAGCUCUUUGAUACGCAGCUAGCUCUGAUCUGACUGAUGCAUGCCUUCCUGUUGCAUUCUCCCUUUUGCUCGCUCAGCGCCAACGACUACUGGGGCAAGACAUUCAGAGGCAUCGCGGGACAGGAAAAGUCUAGUCGGGGCAUCGCUACAUUGACUGGGUGCGCUGCCGGAGCUACGGAAAGUGUGGUCGUCGUGCCCUUUGAGCUGGUCAAGAUCAGAUUGCAGUGAGUGCGAGCUCAAAGAGUGCUCCGAUCCAAACGAUCAGCCAGCCCCUCAUACACUGCUGCUGCUGAUCCUCAAAUCAGGGACAAGGCGCAAUCCCAUCUCUACACCGGACCCAUGGACGUAGUUGGAAAGAUCGUCAAAGCAGACGGUCUGCUGGGUCUCUAUGCUGGUCUCGAAUCCACCUUUUGGAGGCAUGUGCUGUGGAAUGGCGGUUACUUUGGAGUGAUACAGUCCACGAGAGCGAUGAUGCCCCCAGCAGAGAACAAAGCACAAGAAUUGCGGAACAAUUUCAUCUCCGGUGCUAUUGGUGGAUUUGUUGGAACUGCACUCAACACUCCUGCUGAUGUGGUAAAGAGUCGAAUCCGUGAGUCUGUGCGCAUAUGCCGCAGUCUCCUCUGGCAGGUUGCUGACAUGCCCACCGACUGCUCUCUCAUCAGAGAAUACACCCAACGUUCCGGGUGUUCCUCGCAAGUACAAUUGGACCUUUCCUUCCAUGGCUCUAGUCGCCAGAGAAGAAGGCUUUUCGGCCCUCUACAAAGGCUUCACACCAAAGGUGCUGCGGUUGGCACCCGGAGGUGGUGUGCUACUGCUCGUCGUCGAGGUGAGUUUGAGUUCAGGGCCGUGCUCGCAUUUUACAUUGCUGAACUGCCAUGUCGGCUCAUGCUCUCGACUAACGCGCAGGUCGUAUUGGAGCAGUGGAGAAAUAUUCUCGGACCACCCUACAAGUAG